Molecule: messenger RNA, 2709 nt
Organism: Plasmodium relictum
Lineage: Eukaryota; Apicomplexa; Aconoidasida; Haemosporida; Plasmodiidae
Exons: 4
Coding region: 1-2709 (902 amino acids)
Molecular function (GO): protein binding
Source: RefSeq, a predicted model, not a curated record
AUGAUUUUUAGUGUUUAUUGUUUGUUAAAAUUAGAAAAUGCUGUUGAAAAAAAGAUUUGUGAAAUUGAAAAUGAAAUGCAAAAUAUUUUUUCCUUUUUAAAUGUUAAUAAUAAAUUAUACAGCUCUUGCUUGUCAUACAAGAAAAAUUCUUUGACAAAAAAACCAGCAUUCUACUUAAAUAGAUAUAGAAAGGAUAAAAAGAAAAAUAAUCAAAGACAGAAAAAUCUAGUAAUACAUAGUUUUCUCAUUAAAAAAAAAACUCAAUUAAAAAAAGAAUAUGCAAAUAAAAAAAAACUAAUAAAAGAAGAAAAAAAUAUAAAUAAAAAUUUGACCAUUAUUCAAAAUAGAAUAUCAAGCUGUAUAUAUAAUAUAUAUGAUGAAAGAGAGAUAAAAGUGAAGUGUAAGAAGAAAAAAAAAUGUAAUCAUUCUGUUAAAUUAAUAAGAGAAAUAAAUUUAAAAAAUAAGAAUUGUGUGUUAUCCUUAGCUCAAAGCAAAGAUAUGAAUUAUUUAUUGGCUGGUUUAGAUAAUGGUACUUUGUAUAUUUAUGAUUUUUCAAAGGAAGAUAUUAAUAACAAUCAUAAUAAAAAUGUGAUGACAUAUAGUAAUUUCAAUAAAAAUUAUAAUGAUAAUUUUUUACUUAUUCAUGAUGGUGCUAUUAUAAAUAUUCAGUUUUCUAAUACAAAUGAAAAAUUUUUUUUUACUGUUGGUAUAGAUAAAAAAAUUAAGAUAUGGAAAAUUAAUAAAAAUAUAUGCUUUAAAGAUAUUGAAGAAGUAAGUAAAGUAAAUUUAAAAUUUGUUUGCGAAAUGAAAUUUAAUUAUCAUAUUACCAAUUGCAUUUUUCAUUCAAAUAUAAAAGAUACCCUAAUAAUAGGUUUUAUUAAUGGUAUUAUAAAAAUAGUAAAAUUAGCAAAAAAUUAUGAAGAGAAAUUUAAGUCAAAUAUUAUAGAAAUAGAAAAGAAGAAAAAUAUUUAUUUUAACGAUUACAUGAACAAUCCAAUCAUUAAUUCAAAUAAGAGUUUCUUUAAUUAUUUCACUGAAAAUUCUUUUAAUAAUUCUCAUAAUAAUAAUUUUUUUAAUAAUUCAAAUAAUAAUUGUUGUAAUAACAAAAAGAAUGUUUUUAGAAAGUCAUAUAAUAAAAAUUUUUUUGAAACAAAUUUUUUAGAAAAUAUGAGUAAUUUAAAAAAGAAAAAAAAAAAAAUUUAUGAAUUAAGUGUUACUAAGCAAAUAAGAACAAAAUUUCCUAUAUGUGCUUUGGCUGUGUCAAUAUAUAAAAAUUUAUUAUUUGUUGGUAUGUGUAAUGGAAUAGUGAAUAUUUAUACAAAUAAUUAUGAAUUUAAAAAAGAGUUAAUAUGCAGAAGUAAAAAAGGAAUUUAUUCAAAGGGAAAACAAGUAAGUAGUAUAAAGUUUAAUGAAAAUUUAAAUUUAAUUAUUGUUACAACUCUAGACAAUAGAAUUAGAAUUUUUGAUAAAAAAAAAUUAUUUUUAAUAUAUAAAUUAAAAGGCUAUAAUAAUUGUUCUUUAUCCUUUGAAUCAAAAAUUUUUGUAAGUGUAAUUAAUUCAAGAAAAAAUAACAACAAAAAUUAUGAUAUAUAUAAAAAAAUAUAUAAUAAAAAUUACAAAGCUUAUGAGCAAAUAUAUAACAAAGAAAAAAAAAAAAAAUAUUAUAAAGUAAAUUCUUCCUUCCUUCGAUUUAAUACUAUUAAUACAAAUAAGAAUAUUGAAAAUAAUGAUUUAGUAGAUUUCACAAAAUCAAACAACUUUAAAAAAAAUUUUAAAAUAAUUUCACCAAGCGAUAGUGGUAAAAUAUAUAUGUGGAAUUUUUCUUUAUCUUUAGAAAAGGACAAUACAAUUCCUACAUUAGGAUCGCAAUACAUUUAUUCAAAGAAUUCCAUGAAUUUUUUUUGUCAUAACUUAAAAAAAAAAAAUAGUAGACAACAGUAUUUUAUGCAUAAUAAAGAUAUCAGUGUAAGAACUAAUAAUUCUAAAGAAAAAUUUGCCAAUAAUAUUCAAAUAAGAAGCAAUCAUCUACAAGAGUAUAUGCAAAAUCAUACCAGUAGUAAUAUUCACUUCAGUAGUACACAAGCAAUAUUAAAAAAAAAAAAGAGCAUAAAUAAGAAUAAUUUUUUUCAAAAAAUCAAAAAAAAUUUCUUUAAAAAAUCCUCUUCGCUUAAUUCAAAAAAAAAAGAACAAAUUAAUUUUAAUAAUAUCAUAAAAUUUCAUAAAUAUACAAAUGGUGAAGGUUAUCAUUUUUCAAUAAGUAAAUUAAUCGAUAAACAUAAAAGAAAAAAAAAAAAAAAAAUUAAAUCAUUAAAUAAUUUAGAUUAUUUUAUUUCUCAUGAAAACAAAAAAAUAUCAGCUUCUUAUAUUUCUAAUGAAUUUUUUUAUAUUCAAAAUAAUUCUAAUGAAAAAAAAAGUCUAUAUGAAAAAAGAGUAGACAACUCAAAAAUAAAUUUCUUACAAAAAAUUAAAAACACUUUAAAAAAUAAAAAAAAAAAUAAUACAAAUAAAUAUUCAUUAUUUAAAAAAUAUGAACACAGUUUUCAUGAUAAUAUUUCUUGUUGUAAAACAUCUUGUUCAAAAAAUAUGUCUUUUCAAAAAAAUAAUAAUGAAAAUAGCAUUUCAAAAGAUAUGCAUUUACAAAAACAUUUCUUAAUUAUUACAGCAAAUGGUAAUUGUAUUAAAAUUUUUAUGUGUUAUGAAAAAAGUUAA